GAUAGUGGAGUAUAAACAUAAAGUCUCUUUAACAAAGAUGUUCACCCUUCUCAAUACUAUUACUACUACUACAACAAGAACCUCCUUUUUCAUUCACUCAUCUUAUAUACAUCUCUCACUCUUCUCUUUCUUUGCAACCUCUCUACACACAUAAAUCAAAAACAAAAACAAAAACAAAAUCAAAAUGACUCAUCAUCCAUUCUUCCUCUUUAAACUCAUACUAAUUAUCUCCAUAACCACCAUAUCACAUGUUACCACCACGAAAACAAACCAAUCUGAGUUUUUUUCACUUAUGAAACUGUCUCUCACAGGUAACCACCCUUUAGAUUGGAGUUUCAAACUCGAUAAACCGAUAUGCGCCUUCACAGGAAUCACCUGUAACGACAAAGGAGACGUUAUGAGUCUCGACUUUACAGGUUAUUCGUCACUCUCAGGAAACUUUCCUCUAAAUAUUUGCAUAUACUUUCCAAACUUACGCAUACUACGUUUAAGUAACACAAAAUUCAAGUUCCCAACGAACAGUAUAACAAACUGUUCGCACUUAGAAGAAUUAUACAUGAACCAGAUGCACCAGUCAGGAACACUUCCAAAUUUCUCGUCAUUAAAAUCACUCAGAAUUCUCGACUUAUCAUACAACUCCUUCACUGGUGAAUUUCCAAUGUCUGUUUUCAACCUCACAGAGCUUGAGAUUCUUAACUUCAACGAAAACAAUGGUUUCAAUCUAUGGGAGCUACCAAAGAGUUUUGAAAAGAUGAAAAAAUUGAAGUCAAUGGUUUUGUCAACAUGCAUGGUGCAUGGUCAAAUUCCACCAUCCAUAUCAAACAUAACAACACUCAUUGAUCUUGAAUUAAGUGGAAAUUUCUUAACAGGUCAAAUUCCAAAAGAGCUUGGUUUGUUGAAAAACUUGCAACAACUUGAACUUUACUAUAACUAUCAUCUUCUUGGUAACAUUCCAGAAGAGCUUGGAAAUUUAACUGAGCUUGUUGAUUUGGAUAUGUCAGUAAACAAAUUAACAGGAACAAUUCCAUCUUCUGUAUGUAACCUUCCAAACCUUCAAGUUCUUCAACUUUAUAACAACAGUCUAUCAGGUGAAAUUCCACAUUCGAUCGAAAAUUCGAAAAAACUUAGAAUAUUGUCGCUUUACGACAAUUUCUUAAGUGGAAAUGUUCCUAAGAAACUAGGACAGUUUUCAGGUAUGGUUGUUCUUGAUUUAUCAGAAAACAAAUUAUCUGGUCCUUUGCCAGAACAUGUUUGUAAAGGAGGUAAACUGUUAUAUUUUCUUGUUUUGGAUAACAUGUUUUCUGGUUUUAUACCAGAAAGUUAUGCAAACUGCAUGUUUCUGUUAAGGUUUCGUGUCAGUAAUAAUCGUUUAGAAGGUUCUGUUCCAAAAGGGUUGUUAAGUUUACCACAUGUUUCAAUCAUUGAUUUGAGUAGCAACAAUUUAACCGGUUCGAUUCCCGAGUUAAACGGUAAUUCAAGAAACUUGUCUGAACUUUUUCUUCAGAGGAACAAGAUUUCAGGAAACAUAACACCAACAAUCUCUAGAGCUGUUAAUCUUGUCAAAAUUGAUUUCAGUUAUAACUUUCUUUAUGGUCCUAUACCUUCAGAAAUUGGUAACCUUAGAAAGCUUAACUUGCUUAUGUUACAAGGUAACAAGUUAAACUCUUCUAUUCCUAGUUCACUUUCUUUGUUGGAAUCACUUAACCUUCUUGAUCUUUCAAAUAAUCUCUUAACUGGAAACAUACCUGAAAGCCUUUCUGUGUUGUUGCCAAAUUCUAUUAACUUUUCUCAUAAUCUUCUUUAUGGUCCUAUUCCUCCUAAGUUGAUUAAAGGUGGUUUAGUUGAAAGUUUUUCAGGUAAUCCUGGUUUAUGUGUUAUGCCACUGUAUGCUAAUUCAUCUGAUCAAAAAAACUUUCCUUUAUGUUCACAUGCUGAUCAUAAAUCUAAGAUGAAUACUAUUUGGGUAGCUGGUGUAUCUGUGGUUUUGAUCUUUUUUGGAGCUGCUUUGUUUUUGAAAAAGAGGUGUAGCAAUGAAGCGGCUUUGGUCGAACACGAAGACACGCUUUCGUCGUCUUUUUUCUCUUAUGAUGUUAAGAGUUUUCACAUGAUUAGUUUUGAUCAAAGAGAGAUUGUUGAGUCUUUGGUUGAUAAGAAUAUAAUGGGACAUGGAGGGUCAGGGACAGUUUACAAGAUCGAAUUGAAGAGCGGCGAUGUUGUCGCGGUUAAGAGACUUUGGAGUAGAAAUUCAAAGGAUUCAUCAUCAGCUGAAGAUGAUUUGUUUGUGGACAAGGCAUUGAAAGCUGAAGUUGAGACACUUGGGAGUAUAAGACACAAGAACAUAGUGAAGUUGUAUUGUUGUUUCUCAAGUUUGGAUUGUAGUUUAUUGGUUUAUGAGUUUAUGCCAAAUGGUACUUUGUAUGAUUCUCUUCAUAAGGGUUGGAUUCAUUUAGAUUGGCCUACAAGGUAUAGGAUUGCACUUGGAAUUGCUCAAGGUCUUGCAUAUCUUCACCAUGAUUUGGUUUUUCCUAUUAUUCAUAGAGAUAUUAAGUCAACUAAUAUACUCUUGGAUGAGGAUUACCAUCCAAAAGUUGCUGAUUUUGGGAUUGCUAAGGUUUUGCAAGCAAGAGGGGGAAAGGAUUCUACAACCACUGUUAUUGCAGGAACAUAUGGUUACUUAGCACCAGAAUAUGCAUAUUCAUCAAGGGCAACCACAAAGUGUGAUGUGUACAGUUUUGGUGUAAUUCUGAUGGAGUUAUUAACAGGGAGAAAACCAAUUGAGUCAGAAUUUGGAGAGAACAGAAACAUAGUGUUUUGGGUUUCAAACAAAGUAGAAGGCAAAGAAGGUGCUAGACCAAGUGAAGUUUUUGAUCCAAAGUUAUCAUGUUCAUUCAAAGAUGACAUGGUUAAAUUGUUAAGGAUUGCAAUUCGAUGUACCUACAAAGCACCAGCUAGUAGACCAACCAUGAAAGAGGUUGUUCAACUUUUGAUUGAGGCAGAGCCAAAAAGUUCUGAUUCUUGCAAGUUGUUGCCAACCAAAGAUGUGUCAACAAAUGUUACCUUCAUAAAGAAACCAUUUGAGUUAUAAUCAAUAUUAUUAUUAUUAUUAUUAUUAAGUAGCUUAAUUAAGGGGUAAGAUGGAUAAUAUAGAAACAACUAAGAUAAUAAAAGUAGUCUCUCUUGUUGUAAUGUAAUGUAAUGUAAUUGAGAGACUCAUUGUAAAAUGGAUAACAAUUUUCCAUAAUCUUUUUGUUUUUUUUUAUUUUUAAGACAAGUAGUUUGUAGAUUCUAUCUUUGAAUUUUGACUUUUGUAAAAUUUUCUUAGCUUUUACAAUGAUGUACAGUAUCCAUAUUUCCGAGGCCCA
Messenger RNA from Cicer arietinum (chickpea), 3362 nucleotides. Its product is annotated as receptor protein-tyrosine kinase CEPR1. The record is from RefSeq and is a predicted model, not a curated record. Gene Ontology annotation, biological process: protein phosphorylation. Lineage: Eukaryota; Viridiplantae; Streptophyta; Magnoliopsida; Fabales; Fabaceae. Gene Ontology annotation, molecular function: ATP binding; receptor serine/threonine kinase binding; protein kinase activity.